CUCCUGUUGUGUUCCCAGAGGCCAGUCUCACUCCAGAGAACCUCUCCACAGUUCUAGACAUCAUGAGUGACGGUCUGUGGAGGACGUUUGGUAGAUAUGCCAACAUACCAGACUCUGAGUUGGACAGGAUCGAGGCACAGUGUACCAGUGACAGAGAGUGCAAACAGGCCCUCAUUCUCUCCUUCAUCUCCUCACAUCCAGCACCAUCCUGGACUCUUGUGGCAUGGGCUCUCUACAUGACUGAGCAGGACGAGGGUGGCGGCAGUAGUCUCAGAGCAUUGGAUCACCUUCAGCAGCUGUUCCCCACUGGAAGAUUCCGCUCCAAACAGAUCUACGAGCAGGAGAUGAAACGAGGCCACAUUGAGCUGGACCUGGACAAAAUGCUGCUGUUUGGCACGGCUGGCAGUGGCAAGACGUGCUCCCUCGCUGCACUGCUCGGAGUGGACCCUCCCACCAUCCGACACAGCACUCCAGUCAUGAAAAGACCAAUCGAGGUCGUGUUCCUGGACGUCGACGGCAAAAAACAGUGGAAGAAACGAACAUUAGACCAACUGCCAGACGCCAUCGCUGAAGUAAUGCGGUCGCGAAUGCCACGGCAACAGUCAGUGGCACAGAGCAGUGGUGGCCCAGCCUCCCCCGACCAGCAAUCUCCCCACACCGCAGCCAGCCAGUCAGCUCAGCCAACUCCAGAGAAGACGAGUAGCUCCACGUCUGAAGCAGCCAGGAAGAGCACAGCAUCCUCGGAGGAGAAGCCCAGGGCCAGGGAGCGGGAAGAGACAGAAGGGGGACUGGAUUCCCUGCUGCUCUCGAGUGCGGUGGACGAGGGGUUUGUACAUCUCAUCAACAGUGCUCCUCCCUCCCUGCUGCCCAUCCUGCGACUGAAGCAGUUCCUCAUGCUGGACUCUGGCGGCCAGCCCGAGCUUCUGGAGAUGAUGCCCGUCUUCCUGAGGGGUGCGUCCAAAUUCGUCUACGUCUUGAAGCUCCACGAGUCUCUUGACAAGCGAGCGACGAUCCGUUACUUCAAAGACGGCAAGCUAGUGUGGGAGUACCCAGCCUACCUGACCAACGAAGGGACCCUGAGACUGUGCGUGCGGACCAUGAGGUCCCUGAACAACAAGAACCCCGACAUCCCUCCCGCCAAAAUGAUGUUUCUGGCCACCCACCGAGACAUGGUGGCAGACGAGCAGCUGCCGGAGUCCUGGACACUCUGCACAAGAGCUGAGGGAGAUCCUCUUGCCUCAGUUCAGGGAGCAGCUCAUCUACUGCGAUAC
Molecule: messenger RNA, 1271 nt
Organism: Geodia barretti
Lineage: Eukaryota; Metazoa; Porifera; Demospongiae; Tetractinellida; Geodiidae
Source: the annotation of a GenBank genome assembly